Messenger RNA from Dichotomopilus funicola, 1551 nucleotides. RefSeq lists its product as uncharacterized. Gene Ontology annotation, cellular component: clathrin vesicle coat; plasma membrane; endosome. Gene Ontology annotation, molecular function: phospholipid binding; clathrin binding. The record is from RefSeq and is a predicted model, not a curated record. Gene Ontology annotation, biological process: Golgi to endosome transport; endocytosis. Bases 1 to 1551 code for a protein of 516 amino acids. The transcript is spliced from 4 exons. NCBI's taxonomy places the organism in Eukaryota, Fungi, Ascomycota, Sordariomycetes, Sordariales, Chaetomiaceae.
AUGGAUUUGAACAACAUCAAGAAACAGGUGUCAAAUCUGACCCUGUACGACAUCAAGGCCGGGGUGCGCAAAAUGCAAAAUGCUGUCAUGAACUACACAGAGAUGGAGGCGAAGGUCCGCGAAGCGACAAACAAUGAGCCAUGGGGCGCGUCCUCGACACAGAUGCAGGAGAUUGCCGAUGGCACCUUCAACUACCAAACCUUGAACGAGAUCAUGCCUAUGAUCUACCGGCGUUUCACGGAGAAAGCUGCCGAAGAAUGGCGGCAAAUCUAUAAGGCGCUCCAAUUGCUUGAAUUUUUGAUCAAGCACGGUUCCGAGCGCGUUAUUGACGACGCCCGAUCCCAUAUCACACUGCUCAAGAUGCUCCGCCAAUUCCACUUCAUCGAUCAAAACGGAAAGGACCAAGGAGUGAAUGUUAGACACCGGGCGAAGGAACUAGCCGACCUGCUUGGCGAUGUUGAGCGCAUCCGAGCGGAACGGAAGAAAGCACGGACAAAUAAAGGGAAGUUCACCAGUAUGCAGAGCAGCGGCGGCUUUGGCAGCUCUAGCCGCUAUGGCGGGUUUGGAAGCGAUUCCGCCCAUGGGGGCGGCGGCAGCUCGACAUUCGGCGGUUACUCAGGCGGAGUUUACGGUGACGGAGGAGGAUUUGGCGGUCAGUCCGACGACUACCGCUCUACCCAGUCCCGGGCGGAGAAGUUCGAGGAAUAUGACGAAUUUAACGAAGGGGAGCGCCCGACUGCGUCAGCAAACACCUCCCGGCCGCCACGCGCGACGACUGAGAGAGUAGGAGUGAAACGGACUACGGACCAACCGAAGAAGAAGGAGCCCGAAGUCGACCUCUUUUCCUUCGAUGAGCCCGCGGCACCCGCCACUGCCCCGGCCGGCUCCUCUGGUCUGGCGGCUCUCGACAGCGGCGCCGCUGAUGAAGACGAGUUUGAUGACUUCCAGUCGGCGACCCCGGCGACUCAGACGGCCCCACAGCAUGCGGCUCUCUCACCACCCAUCACGGCAGCUGCCUCAAACACUCCCAUUGCUGCCCCCCAGCCAGUGUCCGCACCGCAGCAGGCGAACCUGAGCGGGAUGGUUGCCAUGUCAUCUAUCUCGCCGCCUCCCAGCUCGACUGCCAGCCCCGCUGCUAAUCUCUCGGCGUUCGCUGCUCCACUUAACGCGAACACCCUCUCGCCCGCGUCGCAAGCACCCAAGCCAACGGGAUACCAGGCUUCGACCCCGAACUAUUUUUCCUCGGUCCAAAUCGCGCCCACUCAGCAGCCUGCCCCCCAACCCUUGUUGAGUGGAACUAAACCGGCUGGAGCAGCUGCAUCCGGAAAGCCAGCGAGCGGUGGUGACGCGUUUGGCUCCCUUUGGUCUCAGGCGAGCGUCGGCAUUAAAAAGAACACCCAAGCUGGCCCUGGCCCCGCUAUGGGUCAAUUAGCCAAGGAAAAGAGCAGCGCUGGUAUUUGGGGGGCUUCCGUUACUUCGUCGACCCCGAGCAACACUGCUGGAAGUGGUGCUAAGCCCCUUGGGAAUGGGCUGGAUGACCUGCUCGGUUAA